This is a messenger RNA of Danaus plexippus (monarch butterfly), 1702 nucleotides long. Its product is annotated as CKLF-like MARVEL transmembrane domain-containing protein 4. NCBI's taxonomy places the organism in Eukaryota, Metazoa, Arthropoda, Insecta, Lepidoptera, Nymphalidae. Gene Ontology annotation, cellular component: membrane. The transcript is spliced from 4 exons. The record is from RefSeq and is a predicted model, not a curated record. Bases 172 to 708 code for a protein of 178 amino acids.
UUUGUCAAAUUCCAUUUUUGAUAGUUGAUACUAAUUUCGUCAUUGUAGUUGUAGUGUGUAGGUACGAUUUAUCCUUGAUUGUGUAAAGUUAUAAUAAUAUUUUUUUAUGGAUUAUUAAUAGACAAAAUCCUUUUAGUUAAAAUUUAAAAGAUCCAUUACAUAGCAUUAGCGAUGGCGGAGACAGGUUUUCCGGGACAGCAUACCACUACCACAACCGUGACUUCAAACACCACGGUGCAGACUAAUAUAAGAUUUGAUCCUUCUUAUGUGAGGUCCAUCCCCGGGAUACUUAAAGUAGUUCAAGUGGUGUUCAGUCUGCUGGGUUUCAUCUGCAUUCAAUUCUCUCACUUCAACAACGCGAGCAAGGGUCUGUUCUUCAGCUGGAUAUCGAUGAUCGCGUUCUGGUUCACCGGCAUCCUGCUGGGCUUCUACCUGUUCCACAUCGUGGAGAAGUUCUACAAGAUCCCGUGGUUGAAGAUCGAGCUGCUGUUCACGGCGCUGUGGACGUUCCUCUACCUUCUGGCUGCCGUGCUCGCCGUCACCGUACACGACAACCCCCACGCGGCAGCAGCGUUCUUUGGUUUCUCCUGUACAUUGGCGUACUGUGUGGAUGCUUACCUCAAAUGGAGAGCAGCUCGGGCCGGGGGGCUGGCUCAGGGCACGAGGGUCGUCUCCAAACAGACCACCGUCACCAGGGAAGGAUAUUAAAACUAACAUGCACCUAACAUUACACUAUCAUAGUUUGACUAACACAUGACACUAGUGUAAUACGGUCCACAUCUGAAUCUUCAAUUCGAGCUUAGUGACAAUUUUGUUGAAUAAACUUUUCUAAUGCAUUAUAUUAAUUUUAAAUGCACACCAAACUAUUGAAUGUCAUACAUGUUCUGUAAGUCUUGUAAAUUAUCAUAUUUUUAUCAGUUGCUGAACGUGUUACAUGUCCCUACACACUACUUUGUGUCAAUACAAGCUAACAUCCUUUGUAUUAUUAUAUAAUAUUUGUUAUUCUCUUUACAUGUCAUAACAUAGGAAGAGACGAGCACGGGACACCAACACUAUGGUGUGUGUCACUGCUCUACUCAUGUUAUUAAGUAUUUUUUAUAUAUUCACAAUCAGAGUUAAUUUAGUUUUAAGUAAACCUGUGUACUUAACCUCUCUAGUUAUAGGUAGUAUGUUAAGUUCAGUUUGUGUUCAAUACUUUAUCGUUGACGGAUCAUGUGAUGUUACCCUUUGUUUGUUUGUUCAUAUACAGGGAAAGCUCAAGCUGUACAUGUUUAUCGUAAUGUUUGUUCCUCAAUGUUAUUUUUUAUUGUUAGCCAACAUUGCUUAUAGUUUUAAUAUUUUCUAUGAACGUAACGAUGUAUUUCUCAGUUCAUUUUGUUAUGUAGUUAUUGUUAAGUAGAACUGUUAGUCGCACAAGCACCAAAGUGCCUUUAAAGGUUAACAAAAUAUAUAAUCUUGAUAAGGAUCUAUAAAAUUUGUUAUAACGCUGACAGGAUUUUAACCUGUGACCUCAACAUUUUAUAUGACUCAUAAAAAACAGAUUUACUAUAACACAGUAAGUUGAUUAUUUUUAUAUGUCAUUUAAACUUUAUGCACAGCAAUUAUAUUUUGUAUAGUUACAUAUUAAUUAAUAUUUUUUUAUGAAUAUUAUAUCAACAUUGUAGCUUUAAUAUUACAAUGCAAUAAAUCAUUUUAAAGCAAA